ACAAAGAUUUGACAUCAUUGCCAGGUACAGAGUCGCCUCUUUCACCUUCUUCCGAUAUCUUUUGCCAUCUCUCCUGAGCCCUGACCGGUGAAAAAGAAAUUGCCCAUUAUCUUACUGCCACGAUGUCUCACAAGCAGAUUAUCGUUGCUUUUGACCUGUACGGGACAUUGCUCUCGACAGAGUCGAUCGCAAAGCAAUUAGCAGAACACUUCGGCCAGGAGAAAGCCCAAAGCAUAGCCACGGCAUGGAGGCGAUACCAACUGGAAUACACAUGGAGACUUAAUAGCAUGGACCAAUUCGAUACCUUCUCGAACAUCACGCGCAAUUCGUUAUUGCAUGCCUUGGCGGAAAACGGCGCUCAGUGCGAUGAGAAGGCUAUCGGAGAGCUCAUGGCGGCUUACGAUUUCUUGUCUACGUUCCCCGAUGUGAUUCCGGCUCUGACCAAACUCGCAUCUAAACCAAACAUCACGCCGGUUGUCUUCUCUAAUGGAACACAGUCGAUGGUGUCAAACUCAGUGCUACGUUCCAAGGACUUGUCUCCCAAAGCCGACGUCUUCCGCGACAUCAUCACUGUCGAUGAUGUUAAGAAAUACAAGCCGGCGCCAGCCACAUAUGCCCAUCUAGCAAAGAAGAUGGGCAAGGACGCAUCCCAGAUGGGCGACAUGUGGCUCAUCAGUGGCAAUCCGUUCGAUAUUGUCGGUUCUAGAGGUAGUGGGAUGAAGGCCAUUUGGGUCGACCGCGCUGGCCGAGGAUGGAUGGAUGGAGCCGUUCCAGAAUUACAGCCGACCGCUAUUGUCCACAGUCUGGAGGAGAUUGUAGGCAUCAUCGACAAGCAUGCCAACUGACAAUCUCUUCCGCACGUAAUGUACAGCAGACAGUAAAUGCCCUAGGCAUAACAGGACCUAUGAUUCCUCGCUCAUAACCGGAUCGUCGGUGUCGUAGAAGAAGAGAUG
Messenger RNA from Paecilomyces variotii, 953 nucleotides. Its product is annotated as haloacid dehalogenase, type II. Gene Ontology annotation, molecular function: hydrolase activity, acting on halide bonds, in C-halide compounds. The transcript is spliced from 2 exons. The record is from RefSeq and is a predicted model, not a curated record. The coding region runs from base 123 to 845 and encodes 240 amino acids. Lineage: Eukaryota; Fungi; Ascomycota; Eurotiomycetes; Eurotiales; Thermoascaceae.